Molecule: messenger RNA, 1495 nt
Organism: Mixia osmundae IAM 14324
Lineage: Eukaryota; Fungi; Basidiomycota; Mixiomycetes; Mixiales; Mixiaceae
Exons: 11
Coding region: 205-1380 (391 amino acids)
Source: RefSeq, a predicted model, not a curated record
GGCGGGUGGAUUCACGGCAGCCGUCUCGAUCUGCUCGCCAAAAACCUCAAGAUCACGUUUCAAGCGGGCAGCACCCUGCUCAAUCCUCGUACCUGAUCAUCUGAAAAGACAGGUGCUGCUGCAGCGAGUGAGAUGUGGCAAUUGCAGUCAAAUAUCUUGGACCUACUGCGGUCCUUGUGACCUCGUUGUCUCCCGCUACCCUCUAUGAUGACAUCAACUCUGUCGCGCUGUCUGGUGGCGACGCGAAGAAACGCAGGCGUGCAGACCCAUGCUGCUCUCUCUUUUGCCGCUAUGGGCUCUCGUUCCACUGCUUGUACAUAUCUCCGCUUUUCCAUCCGUCCCCCAAGAGUAUCAAUUUCAGAUGACGACUUUCCUGGUCGGCUGCAAUGCGGGCACAUCGAUGGAUCCGAUCACAAUCAGCUUGCCUCGAACGGCCGUCAGAGCUAUGGUGAUGCCGCCCGUCCGGACCGAUGGGCCAUGGUCGCUAGAGGAGCCACGCCAAACCCAAAUGGCGAGAUCAAGGUCAUCGAGGCCUCCAAUAACGGGAUCAUUCUUUUCCUUGCGUUCUUCACUAGACCGUACGGUCGACCUUUCACUGAGCUUACCUCCUGCUGCUCAGUCGAGAUGGUUUAUACUCUCUAUAUAAAUCCGACCAGUCUCCGUGUAGUGGAACUCUCACAAGAGCAUCCGACGCUCUACUGUGGUGCAUCCGAACCGAAAGCACGCGCUGCUCCUCGCUGUACACCCGAUCGUAUCGGCUAUGCCAAGCCUAGGACUGUCUGCCAAGGACACUGGGACUUGACCACCAUCACACCGUCCACAGAGGUCUCGCAAUUUGUGUCGAUUGAGGGAAGAGGCUCUGCCGAGUGCAAGAUGACCACCUUGCAUCCAGAUAUCAAUCGCGUCGCCCUGCUGGCUACAAACGUCUCGCCCAUGAAGACCGGCAUCAUCGUUAAGCUUCGCCUCGGCUCAUCUCCCAGAUGGAUGCCCGUUCUCCAACCUCGAGGACCUGAUGACAAGACUGUGAUGACCAUCAGCAGUGUCGGUUCAUAUAAUGACCUCGUCUCUGUGCGCAUCACCAUGCCAGUAGAAAUCAAUCCGCUGUCGGAUGCCUACGCCAUGUUUAAGCGAUGCUGCACCGGUCUCGACAGUAUCACAUUGACCUUGGACAUGGGAUCGAAGACGGCUCGGCUUAAGCAAGAGUCAAAGGAUUUUGCUCUCUCUUGCAUGAGUCAAGAGGAAGCAACGAAGAGCCAGCAGGAUGAUUACCAGAACGCCUGCUUUCUCACCGAUAUCGGCAAACCGCCCCGCAUCACACCAUGUACAGGCCAAUCAAGCUUCACCGUCGUGUUUUCGCCAGCAGACCAUGCGAAUCAAUGAACGCAUGUGCUCGGAGGCUUCCUAUACCUGCCUCGAGCACGCGGACCAUGCCGAUCAAUGAUUUCCCAUGUCUUAUGCGCUGCAUCGUACUUGAUAGCAAGGCUGCAUUGUCAUA